CUAAUAGAGCAGAGUAACGUGACCAAUUGAAUCAUCCUGGCCCUGGAGCUUGACGCUGCACAUAACAGUGGAGUACAGAGCAGCACGCUCAGUCACAGAGACGACCUCAGCAGAGAGAUAUUUUCCUCCACUUUUUCUUUUGGACUAUUUUUGGGAUUUUCAACCCCAUUUUCCAAGGAAUUAGUGCCACUCUCUUAAUGUGCCGCAAUCCUCUGUCUGCUUAACAAAGCUCAAAGCCAGUCUAACGGGAACAGGUGUAAGGGCUCCCAUUUAGCCCCGAGUGCAGCUCUAGGGUCAAUUUCAUUUGCCCUGUUUGAGAUCUGCCUGCAACCAUGACGACCAAAUCCAACAGCAGUGUUCUGGCUGGCAAAGCUUCCUCCUAUCCUCUCUUGUCUUCUCCACAUCGUCAACGUCUAGUCACCAAAGACGGACACUGUACACUUAAUGCCCCUGUCUGCCCCUCAGAUUCAUGGCGUAGAAGCUGGGGCAGAGUCUGGCUGUUGGCACUUCAGGAUUUGUGGGGACUGUUGGUGAGUCUGCGCUGGAGAUGGGUACUCCUCGCCUUCUGUGCAUCCUUCAUUGCCCACUGGCUUUUGUUUGCCUGCUUGUGGUACUUGCUGGCCCAUCUCAAUGGAGACCUUGCUGUGAAAAAUCAUGAUGACCCCCCACAGGAUCACGUGGUUUGCGUGAAACAUAUUACAAGUUUCACUGCUGCUUUCUCCUUUUCUCUUGAGACACAGUUGACCAUUGGCUAUGGCACCAUGUUCCCCAGUGGAGACUGUCCCAGUGCCAUAGCACUGCUUGCUGUGCAAAUGCUGCUGGGACUUAUGCUGGAGGCCUUCAUCACAGGUGCAUUUGUAGCCAAGAUUGCACGUCCUCAAAAGCGAGCAGGUGCCAUCCAGUUCAGUCCACAGGCAAUAGUGGGCCAACACCAGGGGCAGAUGUGCCUAAUGAUACGGGUUGCUAAUCUUGUACAUCGACCUCUGGUGGACGUAAAGGUGAGUGCUGUGCUCUACGAGGAACAGGAUGGUCAAGCUCUGUACCAGACCUCACUGGACUUCCACUUGGAUCAUCUUGGGCAAAGACCAUGCCCUUUCUUUAUUUUCCCACUUACCUUUUAUCACAAACUGGACCGCCAGAGCCCUCUCUACCCUGCUCUGUGUGAAGGCACAUCUAACCACUUUGAGCUAGUCUUUUUCCUAACAGCUUUGCAAGAGGGAACGGGUGACUCCUGCCAGAAGAGAACCUCCUACUUACGCCAAGAAAUUCAGUUUGACCGCCGAUUUCUACCUGCCUCAGGGCUGGAUGCUCGGGGCAGGUACUUGGUGAGCAAAGACCAUUUUGACACCACCCACUCAAAGGAGCCUUUGAACAAAGAUUGUGUUGUGCAGAUUAAUGGUGAUGAUGCUGACAGGAUGGAGUAAACAUGAUAAACAGGAGAUUAACUUGGACAGAAGGAGGGGUCCUUUGCACACUAAUAUCUGGGUCAGGAGUUUUCAAAUAAUUUUCUUUUUUAACAUGGAAAAUUAUGCUUUACUUGGUUCACCAUUUGUCCAAACUACAGUAAGAUGCAAAUGAAGAAAGUACAGCACACGUAUAAAAUAUCAUCUCAGCCGCAGAUAAAUAUCAAAAUGGCUGCCUUAAGUUUGAUUGGACAUUUUAAACCCACAUGUCAGAUAUUACUUGUUUCCCAGCUUCAUCUUGUGAUCUGACCGAAUUAAGAUACAGCCUUCUGCAAAAUUGUGUUUUUUCUGUUUUAUAUGCUCACUAGUAUUUAUGACAGCUGUUGUACAUUCAGUUACAUUCAAAAUGGGACAUUAUUAUUUUGAGUUUUAAAUACUUUAAAGAUACAUAAAACAUUUGUGAAAAGCAAAUCUCUGCAUCUUUCACAGAGUUCAAGAAGGAAUACCUCCCACAGAUGCAUUAUGGGAAGUGAGACACCUCUUCAACAUAGUAUAGUAAAAAAAGCUUUCAUGGUCAAAAGAAGAAAGUGAAAGAAAAAUAGUUUAGCAAGAAAAGGACCCAAUCACUACAGUUACAUGUUAUGGCUGACAUGUCAGACAGGCAGAGGGCAGGGGAUGUUGCUCUGAACUGUUUUCAUUAGAGGUGAGUUUAUGUCUGUUACUGGCAAAAGUUUCGACCAGUGAGACAUAAACUUAGCAAACUGUAAAAAUAAUUAAUCUUUUAUUAAAUUCUUAAGGUUAAAUGAUCUGACAGGUCAAAGUUAGAAAAAUGGACAAAGAAUAUUAUCCAUUCAUCCAUCUUUUGUCCUAGUUUUGACCAGACAUUCCCAUACUCAGGUCACUAGAUACACACUUUGCAACCAUGAUCUUAUUAUUUUAAAUAAGAUCAUGGUGAGAUGUGGCUUUAACCAAAUGAGACUGCAGAAGCGCACAGUGAGAAAAGCCCAUAUCCUCUGCACCAAAUGCCUUCUCAAUCAGCAUACUGUUAGUAACCAAACCCAAAAAUGUUUGGCAAUUUUAGGAAAUGAACUAAGUGUUUAUGUUAGUUCCAGAAAGACAACAUAUCUGAGAUUAAAUUGGAGUGGGAUAGUGUCAGAACUAGCAUACUGGUGUACAUGUGAACAAAGUCAGUGGGACUUGGACUUAGAUGAUUUGAUGAUUACUCAACAACUCUAAAAUCUUUUUACAUGAUCAAUUUUAGGAUUGAGGUUACUGAUUGCAUUUCAAAAAAUGAUAGAUACAUGGAAGAUAAAUUUAGUAAAGGGAUGUCAUAAUGGUCCAAACCCAGCAAGUCUAAAAAAAUGACAUAAUACCAUUUGAUUCCACACAGCUGUGACAGAACAGAACAAACACAACACACCAAAGGUUGACCGUAGGAAGUUCAACUCAUCUAACUCCCAUUGUUCACAUAGCUACAUUAUCUGGUAAAUACAGAAUCACAUUUUCUAUUAUUUUUUACUUUGUCAAGAUGUGUGUGCCCCUGAAGAUGACUACUUGUACAUGAACAUUUUAAGGAUAUUUCUGAUCACUUUUUAUGUUUUUAUGUACUUCAGCAUUGGUGUGAAACCAGAUUUUAUCAAGCCACUAAAUAUUGGAAACUAUAAAAACAAGCCAGCAUUAAGCCACUAAUUUUAUUCAUCUAAAGCCUUUUGUUAAAACACUACAUAUAUGUCUUAAGUGAGGUUUCUAACAACGGAGUGACCUCCAUAAUGGCUAAUAUAUGUACGUAAUGAUUUAUUUGUAUAUUAUUCAUUUUAGCAGAUCAUUGCCUAAAAUUAAGCAAAGUAAAAUAUUUUGUUUCAUACACAAAUUUUCUUUGCCUGGAGAUUUAGCCUAGAAAGCAAGCAUAGUAUGUGAAGGUAAAUUCUUAUUUGCCUAUUUGAUGAUUUUAAUAGAUUGUUUUUCUAUAUUGUUUUAAUGAGAUAAUUUAGAAGCUUUGAAAUCUGCUUGAACAUCGUGCUUUAGUGACUUUGUACAUUGACUAUAAUGAGAAAUAAACAUUUUUUA
Messenger RNA from Girardinichthys multiradiatus, 3470 nucleotides. RefSeq names its product potassium inwardly rectifying channel subfamily J member 13 (gene kcnj13). The coding region runs from base 333 to 1424 and encodes 363 amino acids. The transcript has 3 exons. Lineage: Eukaryota; Metazoa; Chordata; Actinopteri; Cyprinodontiformes; Goodeidae. Gene Ontology annotation, cellular component: plasma membrane. Gene Ontology annotation, biological process: potassium ion import across plasma membrane; regulation of monoatomic ion transmembrane transport. The record is from RefSeq and is a predicted model, not a curated record. Gene Ontology annotation, molecular function: inward rectifier potassium channel activity.